Cyphellophora attinorum is the source of this 735-nucleotide messenger RNA. RefSeq names its product Norsolorinic acid keto. The coding region runs from base 1 to 735 and encodes 244 amino acids. Lineage: Eukaryota; Fungi; Ascomycota; Eurotiomycetes; Chaetothyriales; Cyphellophoraceae. The record is from RefSeq and is a predicted model, not a curated record. The transcript is spliced from 5 exons.
AUGGCAUCGCCGACAGUGGUCUUCAUCACAGGUGCAAGCAGAGGCAUCGGAAAAGCCCUGACAAAAGCCUACCUCUCACUCCCAGACCACACCGUUGUUGCCGCGCUCCGCACCACCAAAAGUCCUCAAGCAGACCAACUACGCGCCUUAUCCGUUGCCCCGGGCACGCAACUCCACCUCGUAGCCAUCGAAAACACCUCCUCCACAGAUCCCAAUGCCGCCAUCGCCCGACUUACCUCCACUGAUGGCGGUGGCAUUACGCACAUCGACAUCGUGAUCGCCAACUCCGCCAUUUCCAUCGGCGGCGGCCCGCUAGAUUCUGUGGACCCGAAGGACUUGACCGAGAGCUUUAACACCAACGCUGUCUCCAAUUUGAUUCUGUUCAGCGCGGCACGCGCUCUGUUGGAACGCUCGAGCGAGCCCAAGUGGAUUGCCGUCUCCACGCGGCCCUUCUAUCCCUAUGCUGCGGCGUACGGCAUGUCCAAGGCGGCGCAGAAUUGGUUCACGCAAGCACUGCACGCCGGCAAUCCAUCGCUCAUCGCGUUCGCGGUCCAUCCGGGCUUCGUCGCCACUGAUAUGGGCAUCGGCGCUGCAAAAGGGGCCGGCAUUGCUCUACCGGAAACCUCGCCCGAACAAAGCGCCAAGAAUAUUAUACGACUGAUCGAUGCCGCAACGCGUGAGUGCAGUUCGGGGAAAUUCUUCGAUGCGGAUACUGGGGAGGAGAUUCCUUGGUAG